AUGUUCUCCAGUUUGGGAAGAUUCUUCGAGUACCCUGUAAAACGGAAACCUAUUUGCUUCUACAGACAAGAGGAUUUUAGUGCAACAGGUGAACCACAUAGGAAGGUGGCAGACAUGCAAAGGCAGGCCGCGACAGACUACGACAAAUUGGUCGAUCUGUUCUACACAAGGCUUGCUGAACAACGCCAGUAUAACCAAGAGAUGAAGGAGAAGGAUCGAAGAUGGAGCAUGCAGAAGGUGGUGGAGCGGUUCCCCGGAUGGAACGAGGUCACCAUCGCCAACCUGCACAGCUUGUUCCUGCUCUUCGACAACCAGUCCAAUGGAAUGCUCGGAUUUGAUGACUUCGGCGCAGUGUUGGAGAGUCUUGGAGAUGAGAGCGGCAUGGACGUGCGAAAAGACAAGUUCAAUGCAGCAGACACAGACAAUGACGGCUGGAUAACAUAUGAUGAGUUUCUAUCGCUGGUGUAUAAUUUCAACCCUAGCGAGGAAGGCAGAGUCACGGGGCUGGCCGCUAUGUGCAACGAUGUCGCGGAGAAUAUACAAUUUGUGAGCAACCUCACCGUCGGCGAGCAACUCGAAUAUGGCUUGUUUUAA
This is a messenger RNA of Spodoptera exigua (beet armyworm), 594 nucleotides long. The record is from the annotation of a GenBank genome assembly. NCBI's taxonomy places the organism in Eukaryota, Metazoa, Arthropoda, Insecta, Lepidoptera, Noctuidae.